Messenger RNA from Thrips palmi, 2027 nucleotides. RefSeq names its product zinc finger protein 782-like. Gene Ontology annotation, molecular function: RNA polymerase II cis-regulatory region sequence-specific DNA binding; DNA-binding transcription factor activity, RNA polymerase II-specific. The record is from RefSeq and is a predicted model, not a curated record. Gene Ontology annotation, biological process: regulation of transcription by RNA polymerase II. Lineage: Eukaryota; Metazoa; Arthropoda; Insecta; Thysanoptera; Thripidae. The transcript is spliced from 2 exons. The coding region runs from base 127 to 981 and encodes 284 amino acids.
CCCGGUGACCAAGUCGGUCGACUAUAUUCCAAAGCGUUUCAGGAAUGCGAGUUUUCCGUCCUCCACUCAAUUUUCUUUCACCCGCACUUGAAAUUUCUCACAGAAUUCCUCAAUUGGAAACUGAAAAUGAGCCACGGGUGUCCAGUACGCGGUAAGAAAAAUGUGUCCGGGUCCAAACUGGCUGUGCACCUCCGGACCCACACAGGAGAGAAGCCCUAUGAGUGCGCAGUUUGUAACAAGAAGUUCAUCCAAGUUAGCGACCUCAGAAAGCACCUCCGGACCCACACAGGAGAGAAGCCCUUUGAGUGCACAGUUUGUAACAAGACAUUCAGCGUAAAUAGCAACCUCAAAAAGCACCUCCGGACCCACUCAGGAGAGAAGCCCUUUGAGUGCACAGUUUGCAACAAGAAGUUCAGCCUAGGUGGCCACCUCAGAAGGCAUCUCCGGACCCACACUGGAGAGAAGCCCUUUCAGUGCACAGUUUGCAACAAGAAGUUUAGCCUAGGUGACCACCUCAGAACGCAUCUCCGGACCCACACUGAAGAGAAGCCCUUUGAGUGCACAGUUUGCAACAAGAAGUUCAGCCAAGGCAGCGAGCUCCGAACGCAUCUCCGAGUCCACACUGGAGAGAAGCCCUUUGAGUGCACAGUUUGCAACAAGAAGUUCAGCCUAGGUGGCCACCUCAGAACGCACCUCCGUACCCACACUGGAGAGAAGCCCUUUGAGUGCACAGUUUGCAACAAGAAGUUCAGCCAAGGCAGCGAGCUCCGAACGCAUCUCCGGACCCACACUGGAGAGAAGCCCUUUGAGUGCACAGUUUGCUACAAGAAGUUUAGUCAAAUCAGCAACCUCCGAACGCAUCUCCGGACCCACACAGGCGAGAAGCCCUUUGAGUGCACAGUUUGCAACAAGAAGUUCAGUCACGGUUUGAACCUCAGAAGGCACCUCCAGACCCACUACAGUUUGCAGCAAGAGGUUUAGUCAGAGCAGCGACCUCGGAAUAACGCAUCUGCGAACCCACAUUGAGGGAAACGCGUAGAACAUCUGGUUGACAGUAGAAGUUCUGAUUGGGGAAGUGCCAAGUGCGGUGUCAACUGCGAAGUCCCUUUGAGAAGAGGCCCAUUUGAGUCUCAUUUACAUGAGUUGUAGAUUAAACUACACUGCCAACCUAACUGUCUACUAAGAACACACUUACAAAUGCAUGCUUGCAAGUACACACUUACAAACGCAUGCUAGGCUUCGUAUAACUCCAGGCUAAGCUUAGGCGUUUGUAAGUGUGCACUUGGCCAAGCAUGCGUUUGUAAGUCUGUACUUGCAAGCAUGCAUUUGUAAGUGUGUACUAAGUGACAGUCAGGUUUGUAGUGUAGUCGGAUUCGCCUAUGGCGUGCAACUUCAAUAUUUUGUCCGCAUUCAAAUUUAGUGGAGAACUACUUUCUUUGUUUAAAUCUUCCGCUUUGUACAAGCUCAUAGCUAUUUUCACUGGAGCACGGUCAGCACGCUGCUGAAGUAGGGACCCUUUUAUUUAGAACUAUCUGACUACUGACUUGCAUUUGUUUUCUUUUGCUUGCAUGCAGCUAUCUAGCACAGACUUUUAAGACGGAACUAAUGGUACGUUAAGCGUGGACGAUGGAGUGCUAGAGUUAUCUUUUGCAUGUUUAAGUGUUACAUCUCGGCAUUCGACGUCGGAUGCGCCUUAGAAGCUGUUCUGAUCAUUCUUCUGGCAAAUCAUUUUAGGGUUAAGUAGUUCGAAGACCAACGUAAGAAUAUGAUACUUUUCCCGAUGUCAAUACCUUCCUGUUUUGACGACAUUCCGACAUCGGACUCGAGCGCUUGUUCUCCGCACACCUCUGUUGAUUCUUGGGAGAGAGUUGAUCCAACCACCUUAACUUCCGAUUGGCCUCAGAUUUGUUACACUCGGCUCCAAGAACUAAAUGUUAUCUUGCUUGCCUAUAAGACAUGUGGAGACUUUAAAAGUUGCUUUGUAUUUUUUUGACUGCGGUAUUGAAUAAAAAGAGCUUUGUAGUAAA